AUGGUCGAUCCAAUAUUUGAUUACCAGUUUAGGCUUAUCCUAAUUGGUGAUAGUACAGUGGGCAAGAGUUCUCUUUUAAAAUAUUUCACAGAUGGGAAGUUCGCCGAGCUAUCAGAUCCUACAGUUGGCGUGGAUUUCUUUGCCAGAAUCAUAGAAGUACAAGAUGGAACUAGAAUUAAGCUGCAAUUGUGGGAUACGGCGGGCCAAGAGAGAUUUAGAUCUAUAACUAAAUCGUACUAUAGGAAUUCAGUGGGAGCGUUGCUAGUGUACGAUGUGUGCAAUAGAUCUAGUUUUGAACAUAUACCUCUUUGGAUGAUGGAAGCAAAAAGACAUAUAGAACCUCACCGGCCAGUGUUUGCGUUAGUUGGUUGUAAAAUAGACUUGGUUGGUACAGAUAAUAAAAGUGGUGCCAGAAGAGAGGUGUCGUGUGAAGAGGCGCGAAUGUUUGCUGAAGAAAAUGGUUUACAUCACGUGGAAACCUCAGCAAAAACAGGUCUGAACGUUGAAGAAGCUUUUGUUCUAGUCGCACAGGAAGUGUACAACCGCAUACAGACAGGUGAAUAUAAGGUGGAAAACGGAUGGGACGGCAUCAAGACCGGAUUCAACCGACCCAAUGGAAUGGACUUCAAUCUCCUCGAAGCUGAAACAGUGCAGUCUACAUGCUGUUGA
This is a messenger RNA of Arctia plantaginis, 669 nucleotides long. Lineage: Eukaryota; Metazoa; Arthropoda; Insecta; Lepidoptera; Erebidae. The record is from the annotation of a GenBank genome assembly.